AUGGAGGGUGCUUCCGCUCCCUUAGCCGACUACUUCUGGAUUGCCGGUGUAGAGUCUAUAGCCUACAAUGACGCUCCGCUUCCUACACAGCAUGUCGAAUCGACCAUCGCCGAAGAUGAGCAAGAGGACACCUGUGACGCCCUGAACGGGAACUCGAGGGCAACGGCCCGCCAUUCACGCCAGAGCUCCGCUCACCGCAUAUCCAAGCUCUCUAACGAUGCCCGUUUCUCCAUCCAUACCCUCGAGGAGGUCGACGGCAGUACGCGAAGCAAUAGGAGUAGUGCUACUAUACGGCCCACCAACAAUACCCAGCCCGCCAAUGCCAACGCCAACGCCAACCUCACAGUUCCUUCCGCCGAGGGCGCCCUGACAAUGUCCGACUUCGACUUCGACAAGGCUCUCUUCAAGUUUGCCGCCGAGCGAGAACACUUCCUCGAGGAUCUUUCCUUCAGCGCCGGCGCAAAGCUACAGUCGAGACCCCCCAUGGUGAACCCGAGAGCCGAGAGAAUCAAGGCCGACGAGAAUGACGGCCCCUCCCGAAGGAGCCCCCUGCGCAGCAUCAAAGGGAGCAUCAAGGGCAGCAUCAAGGGUAGCAUCCGCAGGAAGAUGAGCUUCAGGGAUAUGUCUAGCACCAGGAAGCAACCCAUAACCCCCAAGCCAGGUCUGUCAGGUCUCGCACACAUCACUACAGCCGUCGCCCACCCCGCGACGACGAUCCCAAUUCCCGAGCUUGAAGAGCGCCCGCGUCGUGCUGACAUAGAUCCCUCCGUAGCCUCUAUCCGAACCGCCAAGAGACUGAGCCACUACAAUUCCGUCAUACCACCCCCCGAACCUUUGAACACCGAUCCGGAUAUGCACCCGCUUAAGCGCCGCUUCGAACCCGUUCUCCUAGAUCGCUACCCUCCGAGCAAUGGGUCCGACGAGAUAUCCCGGAGAGGAAAGUUCCCCGACUAUGUUCCCAUGUUCGCCUUUCCCAACGACAUCCAGAUCGUCUCCUCCGACGACCGGCCGAGAUCGACUUGGCAUGGCUUCACCAUGACUUCCGACAACAACACCAAGAUUUACGGCAUCACCGUCAUCAUCUGGACCGCCCUAACCGCCGACGUCGCCGAGGAGGUGGAGCAACGCUGCGAGGCCUGGCGCCAGAGCCACAUGUCGAACGAAGAGAGGGAGCUAGCCGCGAGUCUGGGCGUGAGGUUGGCUGGCGAGAGGACCCAUCUUUCCCAGCUCCUUGCCAAGCUGCCCCAGAUUCCUUCCGGCUCGCCCGCGCGAGAGACACUGGAGGAUCAGAUCAGCUCUGUUGAGGAGAAGAUUACCUUGAUGACCGAGAUGUUGCGCCCUCUUCGCCACGGUGCCGCCUCUAAGAUUGAUGGCCUAACAACGGGGGAAUCGGGUCUCUGGGUCCCCCGUGCGUACGGUAUCCUUGGAAGGGACGCAACCAGGAUGACCUUCUGGAAGGAAUGGUUGAGAGCCGUCAUAAUCCCCAUGAUGGACGGCGCCGUCCUGCGUGUGCCCCCCAGCUCGCCCAAGGUAGGUCGCUGGCAGCCUAUGGAGCGGUACGUCGUCAAUCUUUGCAUCGAGGCCUUCAGCCCUCUGGGCUCCAAGACCCAGGUGGAAAUUGGCGUGAGGGAGCUGCGCCUAUACGCGAGGCAAGAGGCCGCAAACGAGAUCCCCGGCUCCCGGUCCAUCGACAUAUAUGCCCUCUUUAGAUGUCUUUCUCUCGAGAAUGUCGUAGCCUUGUUCGAGUAUGCGAUGUCCGAGUCUCGCAUCAUCUUCCUAUCAUCACACACAGCCAUGCUACACCUUGCAUGCCACGCUCUCGCCAGUCUCCUCUACCCCCUGAAAUGGGCUAGUGUAUUCAUCCCUGUCCUACCCGCCCGCCUUUUGUCCGCUCUCGAUGCGCCCUGCCCUUACGUUGUCGGAGUCGAACGUCGUUACGAGCGAAUCGAGCUUCCAGACGAUGAUUACGUGCUCGUCGACCUCGACAAAGACACCAUCGAUGCCACCUCGCAGCCCAUUCGACUCCCUCGCCAGCAACGGAGAAAGCUCAUGUCCUUGCUACAGGUCGCUGCCCCCGCAAAACUAAGGUAUGGCGUGGCGAGCGGACCGCCUCCCUACGCCAUGGAAUCCUUCCCCUACGAUGCGUUUUCCGUCGAGGAUGGGACCAUUUUCUCCCCGACUCCGCCCGAUGGAACGCUCGGGAAAUGGGCGGCCCAGAACUCGGCAGCGUUCGGCGAGGACGAUGAGCAAGCGAAAAUCCGAUCCCCGCUCUUCAACGCUUUUUCGCAGGUCCGGCCCGAUAGCAAGUCGGAUCGUCCAGGCACUAGCAGAUCUACGCGAACUAGUCCCCCGUCGUCGGUUUCUCCAAUGUCUACGAGCUUUCCGCCUAUGCCUUCUACCCCGGUCUCAAGGAGCGAUUCGGGAUUCGCCAUGGCUGCCACUUUGCGAGAGAAGAGGUCUGGACACUUCGACGACAAGUCGCGCCGCAGCUCUUCAUUCGGCGUAGAGAGGCAUGGGCCUCUGCAUCGCCCCAGCCUGCCAUUCCUCAACGGCCAUUCCGCGAGCAUGUCCAUCUCGGCCAUUUCUGUCGAUUCCGUGUCCUCCUACGGUGCAGGAGGCUGCGCCGGCUAUGCUCCUUCGGCGUACGCUCAGUCGACACUGGCAGCGUCGACGAUUAUGCCAAAUAUGAUGGUACAACCAGUGCAGAAUACGGAAAGUACGGCGUGGGUCGAAGGUCACUGCUUUGACUGGUGCGAGGAGGUCACGGCCUCGUGCUCUGUCUGUGACGAGCGCGCGGAGCUAGAUGGUAUCUACAAGUGCUCCGGCUGCGGUGCGUAUUCCCAUGGCCGUUGCCUCGGCUUUGUCUGUCUCGUCUGUCCGCGUGCGUUCCACGCCGAUCGCGUGCGUGUGGCCUUUGUUCGCUGUCUCGCGAGCCUCAUGUACACGUACAGGAAGUUCUUGGGACGACCAACGCGGGAGCAGAGGAAUAACGGUCAGCUCUACGCCUUUGAUAUGGAUGGAUUUGUCAAGAGCUUGCCGUACGAGCAGCAGGAUUAUGCUAUGAUGAUGCGUGAAACGCAAGCAUUCAACGAAUUCAUCCACGAGCGGGAGAGACACCCCGCUUCGGACCCAUCGAUCAAGCUCUUUGACGAGAUCCUCAUGGCCAAGAAGGCUCGAGGUCGGCAUAAUCUCUCUAGCGGACUAUCGCGGCUCUCGGUCAUCCGGGCGUCUCACGGAGCGUCGGUGUUAGGCCCCAGCAUCAACAUCCACGGACCCAGGGGCAGCAAGACGACGACUUAUCUGAUGGACAGGUCGGAUCACAUUUGGCGCACGGCUUCUGUUCCGAUGCCCAGCGCCAAGUUUAACGGGGAUUACAGAGCCGUGGUCAGCCGUGUGCCGUCAAGGCUUGACCCGUCGUUUAUGAUGGAGCCUCGCAGCAUCCAGGGCGUUCCGAGGCCAGAACAGCGGAAACGCGGUCUCGUCCGGAAGCAAGUUCCUAGCAUGUUGGGAAUGUUGACGCCAAAUAUGUCCUGA
This is a messenger RNA of Scedosporium apiospermum, 3534 nucleotides long. RefSeq names its product DENN domain-containing protein. Gene Ontology annotation, biological process: regulation of Rab protein signal transduction. The record is from RefSeq and is a predicted model, not a curated record. Lineage: Eukaryota; Fungi; Ascomycota; Sordariomycetes; Microascales; Microascaceae. The transcript is spliced from 2 exons. The coding region runs from base 1 to 3534 and encodes 1177 amino acids. Gene Ontology annotation, cellular component: cytoplasmic vesicle.